Molecule: messenger RNA, 1114 nt
Organism: Centruroides sculpturatus (bark scorpion)
Lineage: Eukaryota; Metazoa; Arthropoda; Arachnida; Scorpiones; Buthidae
Product: N6-adenosine-methyltransferase non-catalytic subunit-like
Exons: 6
Cellular component (GO): RNA N6-methyladenosine methyltransferase complex; nucleus
Molecular function (GO): mRNA binding
Source: RefSeq, a predicted model, not a curated record
UAUUGGAAAAGAAGUUAACAGCGUUGAUGUUAAAAAUGUGAAGGCAAAAAAAGAAACAGAAGAGGAUACUAAAAAUCCAACUGAAGAAUGUUAUGACAUUGAAGAAGUUUCAACUUACACUGAUUCCAGCACUUUCUUGAAGGGUACUCAAAGUGCUAACCCUCAUAAUGAUUAUUGUCAACAUUUUGUUGAUACUGGUCAAAGACCUCAAAAUUUCAUCAGAGAUGUUGGUCUUGCAGACAGAUUUGAAGAAUAUCCAAAAUUAAAAGAACUUAUUCGUCUGAAAGAUGAACUAAUUGCAAAAACAGCAACACCACCUAUGUAUUUGAAGUGUGAUUUAGAAACUUUUGAUAUGAGAGAAUUAAAUAGCAAAUUUGAUGUCAUAUUAGUAGAGCCUCCACUUGAAGAAUAUCAACGUACUUAUGGUGUGACAAAUAUGAAAUUUUGGACUUGGGAUGAGGUAUUGAAUGAAUUCAUUAAUAAAUUCAAUUUAGAACAUUGCUUAAUGGGUAUUAAGGGGACGGUUCGACGCAGCACCGACGGUGAUUUCAUCCAUGCUAAUAUUGACAUAGAUUUGAUCAUAUCAGAGGAACCCGAAUAUGGAAGUAUAGAAAAACCAGAAGAGAUAUUCCACAUCAUUGAACAUUUCUGUUUAGGCAGAAGGCGACUGCACAUUUUCGGAAGAGAUACCACGAUUCGUCCCGGAUGGCUGACGUUGGGACCCGAUCUAACCAACAGUAAUUUUAACAAUGAAACGUAUAAUUCUUAUUUUGGUAAAGGCUCCAACGACUAUCUGACGGGAUGUACGGAGAGAAUAGAAGCCCUUCGUCCUAAAUCUCCUCCACCCAAAGUUAAAGGAGGAGGAGGCGCUGGCGCCUCUUCUCGCGGAGGAUCUGCUCGAGGAAGCGGUGGUAGAGCCAAAAAUUUUGGUGGAAGAGGAAGAGUAUCGCAUCGCGGAAGAUAACAAACUUCGCAUUUAGUUUUCUUAUUUAACUCGUUGGUCCCAUUUAAAUUUUUUUUUGCAUUGACGUGAGAAUAUGAUUCUAAAAAAUGAUUUGAAAAUAAUAAUACGAAGUGGAGAAAAAAUGUAAAUUAAAUCAUUUUUCUGAUAAUU